This is a messenger RNA of Eurytemora carolleeae, 1620 nucleotides long. It is a transcript of the gene SrpRalpha, whose product is annotated as signal recognition particle receptor subunit alpha homolog. The record is from RefSeq and is a predicted model, not a curated record. Gene Ontology annotation, biological process: SRP-dependent cotranslational protein targeting to membrane. The annotation marks the transcript as partial. NCBI's taxonomy places the organism in Eukaryota, Metazoa, Arthropoda, Copepoda, Calanoida, Temoridae. The transcript has 18 exons. Gene Ontology annotation, molecular function: GTPase activity; signal recognition particle binding; GTP binding. Gene Ontology annotation, cellular component: signal recognition particle receptor complex; endoplasmic reticulum membrane.
AUACAGGAUAAUGAGUUUGAGCUGGUGUUUGUGGUAGCUUAUCAGAAGAUGUUACCAUUACUUUACCUUGACAAACUACUAGAUGAACUACAGAUGAGGUUUCGGGAUAUGUUUGCUGAAGACCUGAAGGCCGAAAGUUUUUUCAUCGAUUUCUCUUCAUUUGACGCCGAGUACAGCAAAACUAUCAAACUUAUUGAGUGUGAGGCCCGUGUUGAAGAGGAAGCUAAGAAGAAACCCCGGUCCUAUGCUGAAUCUGACAAGUCGAGUAAAUCUGUUGCUUCCAUGAUUAAGACGAGUAAACAUGAACUAGGUCCUGGGAACAAGAAGUCGCAGAAAAAGCAGCAGAAGGAGGAGAUGAAGAUGAAGGAGGAGGAGGAGGAGGAAGAGUAUGAGGAGGAGGAAGAAGAUGAGGAAGGACUUACCCCGGAGGAACUGGAACAAGAGCUCAUAAGGAAGAAUCGUGAAAAGUUCAUUUCGUCUGGUGGCAAGAAAGCCCCUAAAACCCCUAAUCCCAAGAGUCCUAAAACACCCAAAGCUGGGAAGAAGAGUACAACUUGGGACCCGGUGAUGUUUGGUGGACAGGUGAAGGAUAUUAAGAGCUUGGAAAGAACUAGAGACAAACCUGGUUCUCAUGUCGAGACUGUAGAUCAAGCUGAUAUGCUUGCUGUUGGUAAAUCAGCUGUUCUCCAGAACCUCGAGGUUGAAUCUGAGGACGAGGAUGAGUCUGGUAGCAAGGGUGCUGGAAAGGGAAUGUUCUCAAUUUUCAAAGGAUUGGUUGGAAGCAAAGCUCUCACUAAAGAGGAUCUUGAACCUGUAAUCAGUAAACUCAGGGAUAAUCUCAUUGAUAAGAAUGUUGCAUCUGAAGUUGCAAAUAAGCUCUGCGAAUCUGUUUCAAUUAGGCUGGAAGGUAAAUUGAAAUUUUUAGAGAAUAAGUUCCGAGUUCUGAUUGCUGCUUGCGAUACUUUUAGAGCCGGAGCUGUAGAGCAGCUUAGAACUCAUACUAGGAGGUUGAACUCGAUGCAUCCUCCUGUGGAUAACAAUGGAAGGGAAAUGGUUCAGCUCUAUGAGAAAGGAUAUGGAAAGGAUGCUGCUGGAAUAGCAAUGGAGGCUAUCAAUUAUGCACGUGAUAUGAAGAUGGAUGUUGUUCUGGUCGAUACAGCGGGUAGAAUGCAGGACAAUGAGCCCCUGAUGAGGUCCCUGACGAAGCUGAUCUCCGUGAAUGCCCCUGACCUAGUCCUGUUUGUGGGGGAGGCCCUUGUGGGAAAUGAAGCUAUUGAUCAGCUCGUCAAAUUCAACGCGGCACUAGCCGACCAUUCGCAUCAGGAGAAUCCACAUACCAUUGAUGGAAUAGUGCUCACUAAGUUUGACACGAUUGACGACAAGGUUGGGUCAGCUAUUUCUAUGACCUAUAUCUCUGGUCAACCGAUUGUAUUCGUCGGGACCGGACAAACAUACACUGACCUCAAGAGUCUCAACGCUAAGGCUGUGGUUAGUGCUUUGAUGAAGUAGACUGGAAGAAUAUUACGAAUGUCGUCUUUUUAUACUAUAUCAUAAUGGUGAUUGGUGGUGUCUUCAUUUUUGUUAUGUGCUGUUGUUAAAAUAACAUAAACUCUAAAUUUA